AUGAAGUACUCACUCAUCACCGGCUUGUCCCUUGUGGGCUCCGCCCUCGCUACUGUUCCAGCCAUUGAAAUCAAGGGCUCCAAGUUCUUUUAUUCUAACAACGGCACCGAGUUCUAUAUCCGUGGUGUCGCCUACCAGCCUGACUAUGAUGGCGGUGGUGGCUCUGGUAGUGGUGGUGCCGCCUCCGUUAACUACGUUGACCCCCUCGCCGAUACUGACUCCUGCAAGCGCGAUAUUCCAUACCUGAAACAGCUGCGUACCAACGUCGUCCGUACCUACGCUGUCAACCCCAACUCUUCUCACGAUGAGUGUAUGACCGCUCUGGCCGAUGCUGGUAUCUAUGUUAUUUCCGAUCUUUCAUCUCCCGAUGAGUCCAUCGUUCAGGCCGACCCCAAGUGGAACUCCGACAUCUUCUCUCGUUACACCUCCGUCGUGGACGCUUUCGCCAAAUACCCCAACGUUAUUGGUUUCUUUGCCGGUAACGAGGUUGCCAACAAUAUCACAAAUUCCAACAGCAUGGCCUUUGUCAAGGCUGCCGUUCGUGAUAUGAAGUCCUACAUUAAGCAGCAGAACUACCGUAGCUCUCUGGCUAUUGGUUACGCCACCGAUGAUGACGAGACUGUCCGUAACCAGAUCUCUGAUUACCUGGUUUGCGACGAUUCAACCUCCUCCAUUGACAUGUUUGGCUACAAUAUCUACGAGUGGUGCAGCAGCUCGGAGACAUACGCUUCUUCUGGCUACAAGAACCGUACCGAGACUUUUGCCGACUACCCCGUUCCUGCCUUCUUCUCUGAAUACGGUUGCAACACCCAGUCUCCUCGUCAGUUCGAUGACACUCCCGUUCUCUACGGCUCCCAGAUGGAAAAUGUGUGGAGCGGUGGUAUCGUCUACAUGUACUAUGAGACCGAUAAUGACUACGGCCUGGUCAGCACCUCUGGUACCGACAUUGUCACUCUAUCCGACUUCGACAACCUGUCUAAGCAGAUCCAGAAGGCUACUCCAACCGGUGUCAACAGCGCCAGCUACACCCCAUCAACUACCGUUGGAAUUUCCUGUCCCACUGUCGAAGCCGGAUACUGGCUCGCUGCUUCCAAGCUGCCUCCUGUCGUUGAUGCCGACCUCUGCUCCUGCAUGUACGAUUCCCUGGAGUGUGUUCCUGUCAGCGACAUCAGCGCCAAGAAGUCCAAGUCCACUUUCGACUACCUCGGUGGCAUCGACGGUGUGACCGACGGUAUCAAGACCAACGCCACCAGCGGAGAGUACGGUGCUUGGUCUAUGUGUGAUACAAACCAGCAGCUCGCCUGGGCCAUGAACGUCUACUACAUCAAGAACGACAAGGGCUCUUCGGCCUGUGGCUUCAGCGGUGCCGGUACCACCAAGGCUGCCACUUCUGCCACCGGUCAAUGCUCCUCCCAGCUGAAGGUCGCCGGCACCGCUGGCACUGGAUCCGUCACCGGCACCCUGGCUGUCGCUACUGGCACCAGCUCCUCUGCUUCCACCUCCACCUCCAAGGGUGUUGCUGCCGGCACCGUGCCCCAGUCUGUCCACAUCGGUAUCUUCCAGGCUGGUGCGUACAUGGUUGCUGCCAUCGCCUCCGGUGCUUUUAUGAUUAUGCUGUAA
Molecule: messenger RNA, 1620 nt
Organism: Penicillium taxi
Lineage: Eukaryota; Fungi; Ascomycota; Eurotiomycetes; Eurotiales; Aspergillaceae
Product: glycoside hydrolase family 72 protein
Exons: 1
Coding region: 1-1620 (539 amino acids)
Biological process (GO): fungal-type cell wall (1->3)-beta-D-glucan biosynthetic process
Cellular component (GO): fungal-type cell wall; cytoplasm
Molecular function (GO): 1,3-beta-glucanosyltransferase activity
Source: RefSeq, a predicted model, not a curated record